AUGACGAGGCCAGAGAGGUGGCACAACCUGAGGGACAAGAAGAUAGGGAGGUUCGCCUGCCGUUCCUCAUCCUCGGUAGCAGUGAAGGAGGAGGUGAGUCCCACGCCGGGGUUCGAGAAGACGCCGGCCUUAAAGAAGAAGGCUGUCCCGACCACCCUGCCGGGGUUGAAGAAGAAGGCCGCAGUCAUCACUAGGAAGGAGAAGCACCUGGCAGCAUUGAUGAAGGAGAAGCAGCUGGCGGUGAUGAAGAAGAAUGCCAGGCUAGACAUGCCCACUUCCUCGGCCAUGGCCUCGAGGUCAGCGGGCAAGAAGCCGGCGGUGGUGCUCACGGUGGACUCAGAUAGCGAGGAGGAAGGAGAGCCCGUGGAGGCGAGGAGGAAGGAGAGGAAGGCCACGCAAGCAGCGGCGGCGGUGCCUUCUUCCUCGGCCACGGCGCCAAGGGCAGCGGACACUAAGAUGUGUGACCACUGCUUGGAGGGAGGAGCCAGGAUGUGUCGUUUAUGGCUCCGCGGUGGCGCCAACUACGGCGAAGUCAGCGUUUCAAGAUCCACCCAUGGCCAGGUUCGAUCUUAUCAGCUCCCUCUAAGUACCAUGCAUGAGGCCCUGGACGCAGCUCUGAAACCCAUCAUGAAGAGCAUAGGCGGUCUUCAGCGGAGUGUUGACGAACUCAAGAAAGAGAAGGCUGAGAACGAAGAGAAGGAGAAGCAUCUCAAGAAGAACCUGGACGACCUUGGUGACCAACUGGCGUCCGUGGUUCAAAAUGUGCAUGACCUCCAGAGCAAGUUGCAAGGCGCCAUGCCUCCACCGCCGGCGAACAACUAA
Messenger RNA from Miscanthus lutarioriparius, 822 nucleotides. The record is from the annotation of a GenBank genome assembly. NCBI's taxonomy places the organism in Eukaryota, Viridiplantae, Streptophyta, Magnoliopsida, Poales, Poaceae.